CGUUGGCAAAUUCGGAGAUCGACACACAUGCAAGUGCAAAGACCGACCAUGGCUCGCAUCUUUUUGCUGCUCGUUUUGCUCGUCGCCGCCGCCCAGGCCAACGAAUCUCCAACCGAGCCACAAGAAUCGCAGUUUCGGCGAGAAAUCUUAACGUAUUUGAACAAAACAGACGAAAAGCUGACACAGUUGAUGAAAAUGGUCUUCGAACAGGCUGUUGAGGCUCAGAAGGCGGCGGAAGAUCAAAAGCGGGAAUUGAUAACAUUUUCCAACGCGACCAACGACCGAUUCGACCAACUGGCUAAAGCUAUCGACCAUCUCGACCAGCGCCAUAAUCAGACUCAGGAAAGUGUGAAGCACGUUGAAGAGAAUAGGAAGAUCGACAGAGAGCAACUGGACUCUUUAGCAAACCUCACCGACAGCCAAAUUAAGCUCCUUAAAGUCUCUGCCAAAUGCAACGUCGCACGUUCGUUCACAUCGACUUUGUUGUCCACCGGAAAAAAGUACCUUUUUUCUCUUCCAAUGAAGAAAAACUGGGCUUCUGCAAAAGAGUUUUGCACCGAAAAGAGCCUCCACUUGGCCACGAUCAGAGAUCAAAAUGACGCUCAGGUGGUCGCGGCAGCAGGAAAAAGAAUUGUUUCUAAUCAAGGUUGGUGGGUUUCGGCGAGAAACCAAGGCAGUGGAAAUCAAACAGACUUCCAGUGGCACGACGGGACCCAGUUGGGGUCGGACAGUCCGUUGUGGACGGACGGUGACAACAAGGCAAAGGACUGCGUUCGCAUCUUUGAUUGGUCCAGCGGAAAUUUGAAUAGCUUUGAAUGCACUACUGAUCUGUUUUUCAUCUGCGAGCUGCCAAGCGAAUGUUACUGAAUUCUAUAAUUAAUUUCUAAUGAUCGUCGAGGGUGCAUCAAAAUGUUGUCCCAUAUUUCUGUAAAAAAUUGUGAACAAAUUCAGAAUCAGAGAUGUUAUUUCAUUUUUCUCAUUCUAUUGUGAAAUAAAUUUGCAGGUUUUUUCUAAUA
This is a messenger RNA of Neocloeon triangulifer, 1016 nucleotides long. RefSeq names its product C-type lectin domain family 4 member K-like. The coding region runs from base 28 to 867 and encodes 279 amino acids. Gene Ontology annotation, cellular component: external side of plasma membrane. Gene Ontology annotation, biological process: biological process involved in interspecies interaction between organisms. Gene Ontology annotation, molecular function: carbohydrate binding. The transcript has 8 exons. NCBI's taxonomy places the organism in Eukaryota, Metazoa, Arthropoda, Insecta, Ephemeroptera, Baetidae. The record is from RefSeq and is a predicted model, not a curated record.